AUGCCCCCCUCACUGCUGCGCGCCUGCCCCGCCACACAAACGCUCCUCCUCGACAUCCCCAGCACGCUCUCCGCGCCGCCGGGCCUCGCCCCGCGCAGCACGCACAAGCCCCUCGCCGCACCGCACGCCCUCGCCGACCCCAAGCAGCAGACGCCCUUCACGCAGUCGCUCUCCGCCCUGCACGCGCGCCUCCUCCCCACGCUCACCGCCGCGCUCGCCGACCUGCACGCAAACUACACGGGCCCGUACCACCGCCCGCGCAGCACCGACUCCCCCCCACCCGCCCACUCCGAACUCGACUUCCACGCCUGCACGCCGCUCCUGCAGCCCUCGCUCCCCGACGACCACCAAGAAGGCAUCGCCCUCACCCUCACCGCGCCCACAGUCCUCGCCGACAUCUCCGACAUCCACGCCAUCCCCAUCACCAACGCCUCCGACUCCUGGCUCACGCUAACCCUCACCCACCCCUCCCCGCCCAAGCUCUUCCACCUGCCCCCGCGCGCCUCCUUCCUCCUCUCGCGCUUCCAGGCCUCCGCCGCCACAUUCAGCGCCUUCACCGCCGCCGCCGCAGGCGGGCGCUUCGACUUUGCCCUCCUCGACCCGCCGUGGCCCAACCGCUCCGCGGCGCGCAGCAACGCAUAUGCCACGCUGUCGCGCUUCAACAUUCACGAGCUCUUGCAGCUGCCGCUAGGCACGGCGCUGGCCCCCGGGGCGCUGGUGGGCGUGUGGAUCACGAAUAAACCAAGGUACCGCGCGUUUGUGGUGGAGCGGCUGUUUGCGCGGUGGGGGGUGGAGGAGGCGGGGGAGUGGGUGUGGGUGAAGGUUACGAGUGCGGGCGAGCCCGUGGUGGCGCUGGAGGCGGCGAUGCGGAAGCCGUAUGAGGUGCUUGUGUUUGGGAGGAAGCCCGGUAGUGGUAGGAGGGGGAGGGAGGGCAAGAGGGUUAAGCUCGGGGUGGAGGAGGAGGAGGUGGGGGUGGGGGUGGGGGUGGGCAGGGUGCCGGGGAGGACGAUUGUGGCGGUGCCGGAUUUGCAUUCGAGGAAGCCGGGGGUCAAAGAGCUCGUGGAGCCAUAUCUACCGGAGAACUACAGGGCCUGUGAGAUAUUCGGGCGAAACCUCACCGAGGGAUGGUUUACGUGGGGCGACGAGGCAAUCAAGUUCAACUGGGACGGCCACUGGAAACCGGAGGCCGAGAAUACUGCUACUGCUGCUACGGCUACGGCUACGGCUACGGCUACGGCUCCUGCUGAGAAUGGGGACGGUGGUGAUGAGAUGACUGACGAGUGA
This is a messenger RNA of Morchella sextelata, 1284 nucleotides long. RefSeq lists its product as uncharacterized. Gene Ontology annotation, cellular component: RNA N6-methyladenosine methyltransferase complex; nucleus. The record is from RefSeq and is a predicted model, not a curated record. The transcript has 2 exons. Bases 1 to 1284 code for a protein of 427 amino acids. Gene Ontology annotation, molecular function: nucleic acid binding; methyltransferase activity. NCBI's taxonomy places the organism in Eukaryota, Fungi, Ascomycota, Pezizomycetes, Pezizales, Morchellaceae.